AUGGAUCCCUAUCAGUACCAACCGAUCAAUCUUGGUCGAGCUUCUAUUCGACUUCUCCAACUCCACAAAGGGGACUGGUCCGAUAAAAUUCAAGGGCAGUUUAUCAAUGCUUGGUUUGACGAUUCUGAUAGUAUCAUGCCAUAUUUUGCGUUGUCUUAUACAUGGGGAUACAUUGACAAAGUGGAAGAGGUUAUAAUUGACGGCGCGAAAAUCAAAGUGACUUUCAACUUACAUAUGGCACUUCAGCAUCUAAGAUCUGAGGAAGAGGAUCAGAUUUUUUGGAUUGAUGCUUUGUGUAUCAAUCAGGAGAAUGUCCACGAGAAAAUUCAUCAAAUCAGACAGAUGGGUGAUAUAUACAAGAAGGCUGAAAAAGUGGUGAUUUGGUUAGGUCGAGGUACUGAAGACUCUGACCUGGUGAUGGAUGCCAUGAAGCGGCUGCGGAAGGCAAGUUUGGGUUGGCAUCCAGCAGAGUGGAAAGAUAAGUCCAACGGUUGGGUCGAUGAAAACAAUGAACACCUGACGAAUUUGCGCGAACAAAUGAGAUUGAUAUUGGAACGACCAUGGUUUCGAAGAAUCUGGAUCUUGCAAGAAGUUGCUAAUGCUCGUCGAGCAACGACAGUGCAUUGUGGUAAUAGAUUUAUCAGCGCUACGAUCUUCUCCCAGUUUCCAGCUCUGAUUGCUUUAAACCCCGCCGCACAUUGUCAAUCGGUUCUGGAUAUAAUGCCUGGAAUAUCGCGACAAGAGUCCUGGUGGGCGCAAGGUCAGAAGCUUCACACCUUGCUAGUGAAGUUUCGCAGAAGCGAGGCGACUGAUGAUCGAGAUAAGAUAUAUGCAUUACUGGGUAUGUCUUCAGACGCACAUAGGAGUAACAUCUUAGACCCAAAGUGCGAUAAGUCAUCUCAACAAGUCAUUCGAGAAGUCAUCUCAUUCAUAUUAUCUGAAAAGUAUCCUCAACUGAUAGAUGAUGCGUCACUCUAUCAGUGUCUUGACUGGAAUUUGACAAAGUUUUUAGAUAAUGUGGAAGAUUUAGAAGGUGUUAUUUUGAUGGAUGCGUUUCAAGGAGCAGAAGAAAACUUCCUCAAGCUAUUGAUUGAAACAGAUGUGUGUCGAUUUGUCUCGAGAGGCUUUCAUGAUCGAACUCCGGUACAUUGGGCCGUUCAAAGAGAGCAGCCCAUCAUUUUAAAGAUGUUGCUUGAAGCAUAUCUGUGUAGUUUCGAGAAGAGAGGUUCAGAAAAGCAAACACCAUUGUCGUUAGCUAUUCAAACAGGAAACGCUAAAAUUGUCGAGUUAGUCCUUAAUACAGGCGUAGACAUUGAGGUGACAUGCUUGAAUGGUCUAACACCAUUGUUACUAGCUAUUGAGAAUGACAAAAUCAAUGUUGUUGCCUUGCUUCUUCGGAGAGGUGCUGAAUAUAAAGUACAGAACAAGACGAGCCCUGAAAUAUUAUUACGAGGAAGAGAUAGAUCUGGCAAACCCAUAUCUCCAAUUUCAAUCCAAUAUUAUCAACUUCCAUUAUCAGCCGCAAUUAAGGAUGGGAAUCACGAUAUCACUAAAUUGCUACUUGACCGUGGUGCAGCUCUCAAAGAUGAGGACUUAUCGUCAGCUAUUGAGUGUGCAAACGACGAGAUGGUUGAGCUCUUGAUUGACCACGGUAUUGGCACAGACACUUUAAAGCGUGGAAUACGUCUGCGGUUGGCAGCUAAGCUUGGAAACGUCAAAUUUGUCGGGGCACUCAUCAAGAGGGGUUAUGCGCUUGAAAGUAAAAAUGGAGAAGGCCAAACACCGUUGAUGUUGGCUGUCAAAUACGGUCACUAUAAAACCAUUAAACUGUUACUCGAAAGCGGCGCUGAGAUCCACAGCAAAGAUUCGUUCAAUCAAACACCGUUGAUGUUGGCUGUCAUAUACGGUCACUAUAAAACCAUUAAACUGUUACUCGAAAGCGGCGCUGAGAUCCACAGCAAAGAUUCGUUCAAUCAAACGCCAUUAACGCUAGCAAUCAAGGAUGGAAACAAGGAGUUUGCAGAGCUUCUGCUUCAACAUGGUGCCGGGAUUAACAUUGAAUCUUCACUCAGGAUGCCAUUGAUGACGGCGAUCAAAAAUGGAAACAAGGAAGUUGUAGAGCUUCUGUUUCAAUAUGGUGCCAGGAUUGGCAGUGGAAUUUCACGCGUAAGGCCAUUAAUAGCGGCGAUCAAAAAUGGAAACAAAGAAGUUAUAAAGCUUCUGCUUCAACGAGGUGCUGAGAUUCACAGUAAAUAUUUGUUCGAUCAAACGCCAUUAAUGAUGGCGAUCAAAAAUGGAAACAGGGAAAUUGUAGAACUUCUGCUUCAAAACGGUGCUGAUUCCGAAAGAAAAGCUAAGGGCCGUCUACCGCCAUUUUUACUGGCUACUGAAUGGAAACACUACGACAUUGUUGAAUUAUUAAUCCAAAGGGGCGCGGAUAUUGAAGUGAAAGAUGAUCUUGGUAGAACAGCAUUGUCACUGGCUGCUGCGUACGGAAUAUUGGAAAUUGUUCGGCUUUUGCUUGAGAAUGGCGCAGAGCUUGAGACGAAAGACCAUACCGGAAGAACACCAUUGCAGAAUGUAAUGGCUUCGGAUGGCUCCAUAGAUGAUAAUCCUGUCCGAAAAGGGGUCGUUGCGCUCUUGCUUGCAAAGGGUGCUAAGCUCGGAGCAAAAGAUCGGGAGGGAAAAACACCGUUGCAGAAUUUGAAGGCUUCGAAUUAG
This is a messenger RNA of Botrytis fragariae, 2721 nucleotides long. RefSeq names its product putative ankyrin repeat and sam domain containing protein 6 protein. Gene Ontology annotation, biological process: regulation of barbed-end actin filament capping. Gene Ontology annotation, molecular function: protein binding. The transcript has a single exon. Bases 1 to 2721 code for a protein of 906 amino acids. The record is from RefSeq and is a predicted model, not a curated record. Gene Ontology annotation, cellular component: cytoplasm; nucleus. NCBI's taxonomy places the organism in Eukaryota, Fungi, Ascomycota, Leotiomycetes, Helotiales, Sclerotiniaceae.